AUGAAGACAACCUUGGUGCUUUUUCUCAGCGCCUGCCUUUAUGCAGCUGCCACCAGGUCCCAGACUGGAGCAAAGAACGUUUCAGUGGACAAUGUCACCUUGUCCGACGGCAAAAUCGUAGUACAGCAGAUUUGUACCUCGGAUGCUGCUGCCAAUGAAAUCACUUCCCUAAAGAAAGAAGUUAAGCAGUUGAAAGAGGUACUGCUUCAACGAUUAGACGAGCUGUUAAGGCGACUUGGUAAGACAACAAUAACGUUCUUAAUAUUGAUGAUUUACCUCUCUCAAUCCGUGAUUUGUGACGUUGUUUUGGGAAACCUGUAGUCUUCUAUUGACUUCUACGCAGCCGUUUUUUGUGCAGUCAACGCUUAGGCAGGGCCAUAUAAGCAGGGGAAACCAAGACUGAAGAAAAAUUAGUUUAAUCGUCUCAACGCAGUUCCAGACUACAGGAUAGGAAAACGUCUUUAAUCUAGAGCUAGAUGAAUGUCUUUGAGAGGAAGAUAGUAUCUAAAGAUCAUUUCCUGUUAGUUACCUCUUUUGCAAAAUUCAUCGAUAAGAAUAAACAACGGACCAUUAUUAUGCAAUGAUUGGCUUUCCAGGAUGCUAAUUUGCUUUCACCUGAUUCACUAAAUAAUGUUCAACGUCAUUUUUUUUCAGACCGUCUAUUCGAAACGAAUUCAAGCUACUCGUCAAAGAACGUAAAUUUACCUUUACAAAGCAUGUUGCCAGUAAUGAAUACUACCAAAUACCCAUUAAGAAGAUCUACAUUCCUGCAUUCCACAGUUAAUACUGAGUAUUUAGAUGUUGCUUGUAUCGAAUUGUGACUUUCGAAUCUUUUACCUCUUUUCAAUAGGAUAAAUUUUUAACUGAAAAUAUGUACAGUUGAACCUCUAUCAAUCAGCUACCCUCUAUAGCUAUUGAGCGGCCGAUAGUCCAAGUCCCGAAAAAUUUGUAGUAAGCCAGAAUGUGAAAUUUAAAAACCUUUGUCAAGCGGCCACCUCAAUUAAAGAAAGUUCUCUCAUUUUUGUUAAUUGGUCCAGAAAAGCAAAGCAAAAAUAACCCGCCCGACUAGCUGACAGGGAUCACUUUCCACUCAGCUUAAACUGACUAUUUUUUACGUUCUCUAAAAUUCCAUCACGUUUGACUACCCUGUGUACGUUUCUCCUUCGUAUUUCACGCCGAAUAUUCUGUCGCAACGGGGGAUCAAGAAAUGGGGAAUAUUUAAAAGUGUGAAUCUAGGCAGCUCUCUCUCGAUCGUGAUUCUGAAAAGCUGUAUUUUGAUUUAAUAACGAUCCUCUUUGGUAAUAUGAUCUAGAAAAGCAAAGCAAAAAUACUGACCCGCCCGACUAGCUGACAGGGAUCACUCGUCCACUCAGCUGAAACCGACUUUUUUUACGUUCUGUAAAAUUCCAUCACGUUUGACUACCCUGUGUACUUUUCAGUCCCUCAUAUUUGACACGGAUAUUCCGUCGGAAGGGAGGAUCAAGGAAUGGGAAAUAUAUAAAAGCGUGAAUCUUUCAAAUGGGGAAUCUUUAAAACGAGGAAUCUUUCAAAUGGGGAAAAACCUUUAAACUGGGAAUCUUUAAAAGAGGGAAACUUCUCCAUCUUACAUGAAUUCAGUAAAGUUAAAAGCGGCCUUUUGUAAAAAAAUAUUUGAGAACCAGAUAAAGUGAAUAAAUCAAAUAAAUUGUGGUAAUUUUAAAUAAACUCCCUUUUAUCGCAGGCAAAGAUGAAUCCACAUCAGGCCAGGGGGACUUGUUUAAUGGUAGGUUGAUCCACUGUAGGUUAAGGACUUAAUCUAAGAACUAUUGACUAGGGGUUCCAUAGUGGAUGUGAAGUGCUAGGAGCAUUACGUGACGAGACAAAAUAGAGACUGUGAUGUAUAAAAUACAAAAUGGACGAUUUUGAAGUUGAGUCAUGUUGUAUUUUAAGCUUAUUAUUAACUUCAGCUUUAUCUUGAUGUGUGACUAUAAUUCGGUACCUGCUUAUUCUCAGAAUUAGUUUCAAAAAAAAACAAACACAGAGCAUAAUGCAAGCAAUGAAUCCCCAAAGAUUUCAAUCAAUAUAAACAACAAGCAUUAAUAUAUCUCACUAAUAUAUUAUCCCUAUGUAAAAAAAAACCGCUGUGUAAUGAAAGGUUGUAUAUAAAAUGCAUACUCCAAAAUCAGUUUGGAUUGUUAUUGACAUUUACAAAAACAAAGCCAUAUUUAAAAAAAAAAACUUCCAGAAAGCAUCUUCGAUUUAGUGAAUUGUCACUGAAUUAUACAUAUUCGUUUCUGUUGUAUUCAUUCUUUUUCUUCAUGACAUCAAUACAAAUAAGUAUUUUAAAUGAAAAGGAAAACCUCAAUUCAGUUUGCUUACCUCGGUAAGCAAAUCGUUUGUUUCCUUUGCCUCUUUGCUGGGGCAAAUUAUGACCUCAAUAGUAAUUCAGUUUGUUGGCCUCGUUGCUCCAUUCACCUCGUUAGAAAAAGUAGUGAACUACAACAGGAAAGUUAUCUGCUAAAAAUGAUUCUGCAACUAAUUGUCUCCUCGUGCGAAAUUGUCUCAUCGAUUGUGUUCGUGAUCCACUACAAUCCACAGCUAAUAACUGGUCAGUUGGGCUCAUGAAAAGAAAGUGCUGCGAAACACAUGAAAGAACAUUGUCUUCCCCUCGAAUCCUCACUUAAACGUUCGCUACCUUUCCAAAAUACUUAACUUUACAACUGACAUGACAAGCAAAUGAGUGACUUAAGCUUACAUGCUGCGUUACAGAAAAUAUUAAACUGUCCCUCAUAGGUCCCCAUACACAACAGUCACGAACGUCUAAUCAAGAGGUCGCAGAUUCAAGAGUGCUAAGAAAUUCUUUAACAAGUUUAUUGCCAUUUCCUUUUAAAGUGUGUUCAGAAAGAAAUAUAGAUUUUCACUUUCUUAGCGCUCACAAAAUUCUCAGAUAAAAAAUUUUGGCCGCCAUUUUACUUUCCUGGAUUGGGUGCUACGCGGAGGGGACUGGGAACUGGCAAAACAGCGAAACAAACUUCCAAACUUCCCAACAAAUCGAGUUCUUAGACGCUUUCAAGACAAAAAUAGGUAGCUCCCUUGUGCGGGCUGCAAUAUCCUUAACCGACCUACUGCCGGACCUCAUUAAACAGAUAUCCGAUUCUCAUAACGAUUCACUGCAUAAUUUCAUCGAUCGUAAAGCAUUUUACGAGGGUCUGAAUGGGAUUUAAUGUUUAGUGUUAUUUGCCCUUAAUUUUUAGUGUUUACUGUUAAAUCGGUCAAUUGUUUUAAUGUUUACUGCUUCCGAAGAAAAUACUUUUCGUAAUAGUGUUUGGAUGGUUCUUCGGACAUUUUCGGCAAUGGUCGGACCUCUUCGUUAGUCUUCGCAAAUCUUUGACACUCUUCGGGAAUCGUCGGUAGCCUUCGGAAAUCUUCUGAAAUAAUCCGGAAUUGUCGUAAAAUGGCCAAAAACUCCUUGAUAUACUGAAAAAAAUGAUAUUGGUCUUUUUGGAGCCGUUUUUGCUUUUUUCUGAAAAAAAUUUACUGUUUCAAAGAAUUUGUUGCUGUUAGUGUUAAAAUACCUAAAAUUUAACUGUUUCGUGUUACAAAACCAAAAAAUGAAGUGUUUAGUGUUAUCGAGGUACCGUAAAAUUUCGAAAAUAAGCCCCUCCAUGUAUAAGCCCCUCCAAAUAUAAGCCCCCCUAACCGGUGACGCAAAAAACCCUCCGUUAAAUCGUCCCUCCAAAUAUAAGCUCCCCGGAGGCUUGUACUUGAAAAAUUGGCCUCAAAUACAAAGUAAAACAAAACCAAAACGGUACAUUUACUUCCAACUAUAAUGCUAGCCCAAUCGAUUUUGAAACGCAAAUAUCCCUCCGUAGUUAAGCCCCUCCGUAUAUAAGCCCCUCCAAAAAUAAGCCCCUCAAAAAGGGCCUUUGAAAAAUACAAGCCCCGGGGCUUAUUUUCGGAAUUUUACGGUAUACCCCAAUUCAGACCCUCUUUUACGAGUAGACGAAUUAACUCUUAGUAUUUACUCUCACAAACUAGUCAUUGUUACAUGAUUUACAUGAAUUACUACUAAAGAACACACUCCUUAUACGUACUUAUAAGAGCCCAGAAGUAACUGAUCAGAAGUGACUUAGGCCUAGGCCAACGUCGAACUUUUCAUAAGACGAACCAAACUUAGUGAGUUAAGUUCAUCAAAAGUUCGACGUCUGAUUCAGUUACGUUCGUCUCGAACGGGUUUGGAUCGUCCAACACGUUCUAUCCGCCUGCUUCAGACGGAUAGAAUUAACGUCUGAAGACAGGGGCACCCAACGACCGAAUGUUUCCAAAUACGCCAGACAUGUCUCAGAUGGUUUGCUCUAUGCUUUAGCUAUGCUUUAGAAGACUGUUUGGUUAAUUUUGGAGUUGCCCCAAAAACUUUUUAUCUGUUCGGAUGUCUUAAGGGAACUUUGGUCGUCACAAAAGUUUUACGUGGCUUUUUUGUCUCAUUCGAAAGUGUUCGCUACCCUUAUGAGUCUGGUCGAAAGUUUGAAGACAUGAAGUAGCCUUGCUUUCAUUAGAAAAUUAUAGGGAACGUUUUGUUUUUAUACCGAAAGUUUUAGGAGACCUCUUUAAAAUAAUAGUCGCAAUAUCUUGGUAUUAAAAUGUGAAUAACACAACCUCCGAAAAUCGUAGUUAAGCUAUCAGAAAACCUCCGAAUAUUUGAGACGAAUGGAAUGGUUAUCUAGAAAUCUUUAGCUCUUCUCAAGCUUUAGAAAUUUCUAGGCAACAUUUGCUCCUUCGAACAGUUAUUUUACUGCAAAAGUCGCUGGGUGCCCUUGUGAAGAUCGUCUCGGGGACAAAUGUCGAUCUCAACAUGCGACGAACUGAACUAAUACAUUGAAAAUUUGUAUGAUAAUGUUUAUUUAACCUCGUCUGGGAGAAAGUUUAUUGCCAGUCUGAUUCAGAUGAUUAGUUCGAAACGUCUUACGCUCGACGUCUGACCCAACAUACGAUCUUAACUUAAUUUAGGUUGACCCAAAUUAGAGUUUGGUUCGUCUCAUGAAAAGUUCGACGUUUGGCCUGGGCUUCAGUCUUUUAAAAUUGUUUGUAAUUUUUCAGUGUUAUUCUACGAUGAGGUGUGGUUUCUUAACAUGCCUAUUUCUCUCUGAUCUUUGACUUGCUACAUAGUUUAAGAGACAUCAGUAACCCCUUUCUAAUAUUUCAUUCCUUUUAUCUUUUUAAAUUUAUUUUAUACUCGCGUUUCUUUUUUUGGACGGUUUAAAGCCUUUAACCACCGUCUGUUGAAAUUGCGAGAUAAUUUCUUUUAGGUCCUCUUUCUUUCUGGCUCAACGGUACGGACAGUCAAGUCAGGUAAGAAAAUUAAUGAAAUAAUGAACCAAGCUGCGUAGUUUUUCCUUGUGUUUUCCUGACUACAAACACAAUAGCACCUCUUUGUGGGAUGGCAGUAUUUGGUGCUGCUUUCUAAAUAUCUGACAUAGUGGGUUAGGAACUACCUUUUUAUAGGAAAUUGAUCCGACGCAUCAUAAACAUUAUCGUUAAUUUAAGUCACAUUAAGUUAAGGUAAACGUUAAUUUCCGCGCCAUUAAUUUCAUUAUUUUGGCCCAAAAUUCUCGAUGCACUCAAGACAUUCUUAACACCCUAGGAAAGACGAGUAUUUUGUCAGGGUGGGGAUCCAACUGUGAAGAACCCUCCAAGUGGCCAGAUUUCGACCCCAUUCGUACGUUUAGGGAAAGUACCACAGAGAAAGUUUUCACUUCGGAUUAUACGUUUAUGCCAUUUUGCAGCUUAAGGGGAUCUGCAAGAUACGGGGAGCAAGAUGGAAGAACAGCUCUGUAUUUAGACGGAAGUAGUGGGGCGUUCGCGGAGACUCCGUCUUUUCCCAUUUAUCGCACAAGCCUGACAAUCGCCGUAUGGAUCAAAAUGAAGAGCUCGGGUGCACAAUAUGCAGUUUAUGGCGACUGGUCUUAUCCUUGGUCGUUUCGAUUGUUUAUUGACCCGAGCAGUCACUUUUGUGCCCAGGCGAGAAAUACAGCUGGAAAAGAUAUUUUUAGGUUUUGUACAAGGUAGGUAUCUUCACAUUUUCUUAGUAUUUUUACGAACGGUCGAUAUUCAUUCGUCCCAUGAAAGGAAAUCCAAACUAGUCUUGGAUUCUGGUUUCCACGUAGUGAAUUGUGGAUUCCAGGUACUGGAUCCCAGUCUUUGUCAGUGAAACUUGGAUUCUGGAUUUCAUUCGUUACUGGGAUUCCGGAUUCCUUGAACUUUACUCCAGAUUCCAGAGCCCAGGAUUCCAGAUUUCUCAAGCAAAAUUUUCCCGGAUUCCGAAUUCCCCAAAACAAAAAUUUCUCGCAUUUCGGAAUCCGGAUCCCUUACACUAUGGGGCGAAGUCAUCUCAUUCAUCUGGAUGAAUAGCUUAUAAACAAGUGUAACUUUUGAUCUGAAGUAAAUUGACGUCGACAAACCGUUGUUGAUUUUAAUUUAUUGGCUUCCCAUACUUAAUGAAUAUUUCAAACAAGUAUGGAUUUAAACGGCCAACGUAAACAACAGCACGUUAAAGACCUUGAAGUGUAGUUUCGAUAGAAGUGAUGUUUUGUUGAAAAGUUCGCCAUCUUGGAUACGCCAUUUUGAUUUAAUCAAAUCAGGUGACAAAUUCACUCACAGUCAAAUUAAUCGAGAUGGGAAAUGAGCUAAAAACGUUUAUGCCACUCAACAAUCCUCGCUUUACAUUGCAGAGAUGCUGUUGUAGUUAACAAGUGGACUCACGUGGCAAUGACUUGGGGACGUACACAAGGUACCGUGAGGCUUUUCAUGAACGGAGAGAUGAAUGUCAGUAGGAAAGUAACAAGGCGCUCGAAGGACUUCAUGAAUUCAGGCCAUUCAGUGUUCGACAUUGGCUUAAAGAGAGAUAGCAGAACCACAGCACAUGCCUACUUCAGUGACCUCAUGGUGUUUAGCCGCGAGCUGCGAUUUUCACCCAUUAAAAACGUGAAUGAGAUAAAAGAAUAUCUUGUUCUUAAACACCCACUGUCAAAAGACUCUGUGGGGACUGUGGGGGUGUGAUUUUAUUCUUGGGACUUUAAUCCCUUAUAAGCAUUUCACUGAAUUUAAUACGAGCAACAAUACUUGAUUCAAGAAAUAAUGGAUUAAUGAAUUAAACGUUUCUAUGGUUACUGCUCACGUGAGUCUCUAGUAGCCAAUUAAAAAAAUCACAAGAUAUCACAAUAGGCUCUAGAAAAUCAAUAUACUUUGCAGAAAUUGAA
Molecule: messenger RNA, 7235 nt
Organism: Porites lobata
Lineage: Eukaryota; Metazoa; Cnidaria; Anthozoa; Scleractinia; Poritidae
Source: the annotation of a GenBank genome assembly